This is a messenger RNA of Tilletiopsis washingtonensis, 1078 nucleotides long. RefSeq names its product Ribokinase-like protein. Bases 48 to 1034 code for a protein of 328 amino acids. The transcript has 2 exons. Gene Ontology annotation, molecular function: ribokinase activity. The record is from RefSeq and is a predicted model, not a curated record. NCBI's taxonomy places the organism in Eukaryota, Fungi, Basidiomycota, Exobasidiomycetes, Entylomatales. Gene Ontology annotation, biological process: D-ribose metabolic process.
CGCUCUCGCGGCCUGCACUCUCACCACCAUCACAUCUGCCGCCCGCCAUGUCCGCCGCGCCCCUCAUCCUCGUGCGCAGCAGUAUCAACAUCGACGACAUCUACGCCGUGCCGCACAUUGUGCGCCCCGGCGAGACGCUGGCGUCGCUGAGCCUCACGUCGCUCGCCGGCGGCAAGGGCCUCAACGUCAGCGCCGCCACGGCGCUCGCGGCCGGCGAGUCAGGCCGCGUCUUUCUUGCGGCCAACGUCGGCGACGUGACGUGGCCGGUGCAGGAGCUGGAGAAGAGGGGAGUCGACUGCAGCCACGUGCGCUCCGUCGAUGGCGCCACGGGGCGGGCGGUGAUCCAGCGCGCCGAGGACGGCGAGAACAGCAUCAUCCUCCUGCCAGGCGUCAACCACGCGCCCGGCGCAUCGCCCGACGAGCUGCUGGCAGCGCUGCCGCGGCAGCCGGGCUUCCUCAUCCUGCAGAACGAGAUCCCGUGGGACAUCACGACGGCGUACGCGUCCUUCUUCGGCGCCAAGGGCACCGACGUCGUCUUCAACCCGUCGCCCAUGCCGUCGCAGGCACAGCUCGAGGCGUUCCCGUGGAAGCAGCUCGCCGUGCUCAUCGUCAACGAGGGCGAGGCGGCCGACCUGCUCGCUGCACUCUCGUCACAGAAGGCGGACUCGUCGUCUGACGCCAAGGCAACGCUCGAGGCGCUCGUGGCGCUGCCGCAGUUCAGCGGCCUCAAGUGGCUUGUCCUCACACUCGGCUCGCAGGGCGUCAUCGCGUCCGUGGCGCUGCAGGGCGGCAGGCAGGUGUUCGCCUCCCCCGCGUCGAAGCCGCAGGCCGUGCGCGAUACGACGGGCGCCGGCGACACGUUUGCCGGCAACCUCGUGACGCGCCUCUCCGAGGUCGAGGGCGAGCUGCAGGCCAAGCAGGUCGAGGAGGCGCUGCGCUGGGCCGGCCAGGCAGCGGCCAUGGCGGUGGAGAAGGAGGGCGCGCUGGAGAGCAUUCCGAAGCGGCAAGACGUGCAGCAGCGGCUGCAGGGCUAAUGUCACACUGUCUCCGUCACCCUCGCAAUGCCAUGCAUCUGUCU